AUGGGUGCAAAUACGUCGAAAGACGAAAUUUUUCUAAACGAAAUUGGCUGUGAUACAAUUGGUACAGUGCCAUGUAAUGCGUCUACGUCCCUCUUCUGUCUAGAGGGCGAAUGUGCUCUCUACGUUGCUGAUUUUGAAAAGAAGUGUGUGGAGGGAUGCAAAUGCAAUCCAGGACUCACUCUUAUCAGCAGUGGGAAUUGUGGGGACUGUAAUUGGAAUAUUUCUGCUAAUUCUACUCGUGAUUGUGAUCUUAUGCUGCUGGCGAAGGCUGAACCGGGAAUGGGAGCAACGGCACAAUCACCCCUCAGAAGGUGGAAGCAGUCGGACGACUGA
Messenger RNA from Rodentolepis nana, 333 nucleotides. The record is from the annotation of a GenBank genome assembly. Lineage: Eukaryota; Metazoa; Platyhelminthes; Cestoda; Cyclophyllidea; Hymenolepididae.